This is a messenger RNA of Alternaria atra, 843 nucleotides long. RefSeq lists its product as uncharacterized. NCBI's taxonomy places the organism in Eukaryota, Fungi, Ascomycota, Dothideomycetes, Pleosporales, Pleosporaceae. Gene Ontology annotation, molecular function: acetylpyruvate hydrolase activity. The transcript is spliced from 2 exons. The record is from RefSeq and is a predicted model, not a curated record. The coding region runs from base 1 to 843 and encodes 280 amino acids.
AUGUCGGCAUUUGAGCGAUUAAUCCGUUUUGAGGAUAACGAGGGGAAGACGGUGUAUGGGAAUUUGGAAAAGGAAGUUCCAACUAGGGAGAUUGAGGGGAGUACUGUAGAGGUUCUAGAGGGGGAUGUCAAGAGUGGGUUCAAGAAGACAGGGAAGAAGGCUACCGUGGGGAAGUUACUAUGCCCUCUACCAACAACAAACAUCAUCCUCUGCGUAGGCCUCAACUACCGUCGCCACGCCGAAGAAUGCAACCUGCAAAUCCCCUCCAACCCAGCCAUCUUCACCAAACCUAGCGACGCCCUCGCCGGACCCCUGGAAGACAUCCCCAUUCACCCUUCCUGCCAAUCCCAACUCGACUACGAAGGCGAACUUACCCUGGUCAUCUCAAAGGACUGCAAAAACAUCUCUGCAAAGGACUACGCUUCCUACCUCCUCGGUUACACAAUCUCCAACGAUGUUUCUGCACGCAACUACCAGUUACCCGUUUCAGUCUCGGGGGGUCAAUUCGGCUACGCCAAAUCUUUCGACAAGUUCGCUCCAGUGGGACCAUGUAUCGUUUCUCCCUCUCUGAUUCCCGACCCGCAGAAAUUGAGGUAUUGGACCAAGGUUAAUGGGGAAAAGAGGCAGGAGACGGGUACUGAUGAUAUGAUUUUCAAGGUAGGCGAGGUGUUGGAGCAUUUGAGUCGGGGGACUACGUUGAGGGCUGGGACUGUUAUUUUGACGGGGACGCCGAGUGGGGUGGGGCUGUUUAUGGAACCGAAAGGGUUCUUGAAGGAUGGUGAUGAGGUGGAGGUAUAUGUCGAGGGGAUCGGGAGUAUUGUUAAUAAAAUGAGGUUUGAGUAG